Molecule: messenger RNA, 837 nt
Organism: Cucurbitaria berberidis CBS 394.84
Lineage: Eukaryota; Fungi; Ascomycota; Dothideomycetes; Pleosporales; Cucurbitariaceae
Product: UNC-50
Exons: 3
Coding region: 1-837 (278 amino acids)
Cellular component (GO): Golgi membrane
Source: RefSeq, a predicted model, not a curated record
AUGAAUAUUACGCUCCCACGGCCAACGGGCGGGCCCUCGAACUUCGGAGCGACCACACCUUCGCGACGAAAUGAAGCCCGAAUGCCGCGCUUCUUCAAGCGCCUCUUCAAGUUUCCACAAAUGGACUUCGAGAUGGCCAUAUGGGAGAUCAUGAGCCUAAUAAUAGCACCAAAGAAAGUCUUCAGACAGAUCUACUACCAUAAACAAACAACUAAGACCUACCACCGACCCGACCCCUCCUUUACCUACCUCCUCUCCUUCUUCCUAACCCUCACAUCCCUCGCCUGGGGGUUUGCCUACGCCAGCGGCUUCACACAGACGCUCCACAUAACCCUCGUAUUCAUCUUCGGCCACUUCCUGCUCCUGUCCCUCGUCACGGCGACCCUGUUCUUCUUCCUCGUUGGCCGCCUCUUAGGGCCUGGGAACUCGUUGCUGCCAGGACGGAGACGGGGGUUGUAUAAUCUAGGCGAAGUGGAGGGAGCAGCGGGAAAAGAGGAGUUGGAGUUUGGGUAUUGUUGGGAUGUAGCAAUUCGGGCGUUUGUGCCAGUUUGGGUAUUUCUAUACGUGGUGCAGUUUUUGUGCAUGCCGUUGGUUGGCACGGAUCACUGGGUCUCGAUCCUCCUUUCAAACUCGCUCUACCUCAUCGCUCUCAACUACUAUUUCAUUAUCACCUUUCUGGGUUAUAAUGCCCUACCGUUCUUGCACCACACGGAGCUCCUACUCGUCCCGAUCGCCGUUACAACGAUACUUUGGUUUGCGUCUUUAUUCGGCUUCAACAUGUCAAGGCAUUUUGCGCCGGUAUUAUGGGCGGGUGCGCGGUUACGAAAGCAUGUUUGA